This is a messenger RNA of Morchella importuna, 768 nucleotides long. RefSeq lists its product as uncharacterized. NCBI's taxonomy places the organism in Eukaryota, Fungi, Ascomycota, Pezizomycetes, Pezizales, Morchellaceae. The record is from RefSeq and is a predicted model, not a curated record. The transcript has a single exon. Bases 1 to 768 code for a protein of 255 amino acids.
AUGUCUGGGAUUGUAGCCCCUUCCUUGCUAAAUUAUUUCACAGACACACUUUCCGAAGACCAUAUGGGGACCAUAUACAUAGGCCCCAAGCCCACAGAAGAAUACUCGCAACAAAGCAUCCAGCUUCAAUGGAUUGUUCUAAACCUUAUCUCCUUCCGCGUUCUCGAUAACCACUUAGUCUUUCGCCUCGAUACCCGCCCCCCUGGCCUCUACUAUCGCGAAUGGUGGUGGAAGAUCGGAAGCGAUAUCACCUACCAACUCUUCCACGGUGGUGGGGAUAAUACCUACAUGGACUCAAUGUUCUUAAGACGCCACAUUGACUUCGUUGCAAGGUUGUGCCCAAAUGGGUUUCCGGAGAGCGAGGCGGCACGAAGGCUUGAUAUGCUGGCACAUACGAUUGGAGCCAAAAUGAAGGCGGGCCUGGUAAUGGAAGAGGGUAGAAUGAGGAUAGUCUUCAGACGGUGGCUUAACGGCUAUGGCCUAGGGUAUAUCACAUACAAGAAGGAACCAGAAACACCACCUGAGAAACCGGCCUCAUCGGUGGCAGUGAUGAGAUUACCGGUUAAAAUGCGUUGUUUGAAGAGGGGAUUCUUGGACUUGGAGUGGUAUAGGCCGCCCACUGGGGCAAGAUCUCGCAGCGUGGAGUCAUUUCCGCUGACGAAAUAUGAUAUGAAAAGGUUGGAGGAGGGUUUGAUAUAUCAGGAAUUGGCAUCCGAUGCUGCUCUGGGAAGAUUACCAGGUAUGGGUAUUGUUAGGUCUGAAGAAUAA